AUGACUACCACUCAGCACUUGAAGCGGAGAAUGCCUUCUGCCGUUAGACUGUCGGCACGACGGGCACCGCUCUCCGCCGCCAAGGCCGUCGCCAGCGGCCAAACACUCCACGGCAUGGACAUUUCAUCAGUGGCAAAUCAACACUUAACAAACGCCCAAGAGCUGCCCAUCAUGGGCUUACGGCUGGUCGACUCGCAAGACACAAGACCUCGACUGUCCGCUCCCACACAUCCUACAUCUGACUGCCCAACGCACACCAAACGCCUGUUCAAAGAGACUAUUUCCUUGCAUGCCAUCAACAGACGACCGGGCGCUUGGCCCUGGCUCUUGGGCCAUUCAAAGUUUGGCCCCAGGAACUUUGGCAAGCCCACGUUCAAGGCACCCAUGCCUUGGGAAUUGACACAACAGAAAGGCUGCACCUUUGCUGGGCAUGUCUCACUCACCCAAUACCCCUUUGCUCGUACUUUCCUCUCGCUUUCAGUCCGACAAGCGUUUGGACGGCUGGCAGGUUGUCGUGACCCCAUCUUCGAACAUGUCGCUUCCCUCGAGCCGCAAGCUGCAAAAGCCAUGGUCUAUCAGGAGUCGAUCCAGGAAUGGUUUCGACAACGGAGUGCUGGCUGCGACACCAAGACACAUGCCCUUGUGAUGAGGCCUUCGACCAUGGACAAGGACCCAAGGCUCACUGGCACUCUCGCCACCGGCCUGUCGUUCGACCAGUGGUUUUGGUUUGAGAUGCCACCUUGAG
Molecule: messenger RNA, 745 nt
Organism: Emericellopsis atlantica
Lineage: Eukaryota; Fungi; Ascomycota; Sordariomycetes; Hypocreales; Bionectriaceae
Exons: 3
Coding region: 1-744 (247 amino acids)
Source: RefSeq, a predicted model, not a curated record